AUGCCGCUUCCUGUACGUGAAGGUGCCCAGCUCCAGGAGCUGCUGGAUCAAGCCGAGUCUGGCAGCGUCCAGCGCGCGUGGAUGUUCCUGGACAGCAGAUGUUCUCCCGUGGCAUUCGCUUUCGCAGCUGCGCGACGACUGCUGCAGGAACGGCUCUCGUGCGUGCUGCAGGAAGUGCAGCAGCUGCAGCAGCUGUUGCCGCCGCUGCAGCAGCUGUACGACGCUGAUCCUGCAGACGUCAGCAGCGUACAGUACGACCUGCUGGCCUGCCUCUGCCUCUUCGGGCAGGCUGCUCAACCUGCAGCCAAUGGGGAGCUGUCGCGUCACGUGGUGCGUGCGUCGUGGGACAUCGUGCGCGUGUGCAUGACACUCCUCGGCGCCGACAUUCUCCCGGCCACCGUCGAUCAAGACCACCCCGCGGGGGAAGAGACGGCAGCCUCCACCGCCAUGAUCAUCUGUCUCGACUGGAUCACUUGCUACACCACAGUUAGUCUUGCCACUGAGGUACCUGUAGCCUGUAGGUACAGCUCCGGUACCUCCUGUGGUUCCUGUAGGUACAGCUUCGGUACUCCCACUGGUACCUGUCCAACUCCGGACAGGUUCCGGCAGACAGUGGAGGAGAGCGAGCAGCGCUACCAGAGCGUCCUGGUGGGGAGCCUGAAGGAGGUUCGUGAGGCUACCGAGGGCGUCUUGCUGCUGAAGGAGUGCAAGCCUCUACUCACGAGGCAGGCUCUUGUACCUGUCUUCUGCACCAUGAUCGAACAGGUGCUGGAGAUGAUGGAGCAGGACCUGGAUAGGGUGGAGAGGCAGUACGUGUCCAGGGUGCUGGGGGAACAUGGGGACAAGUUCUCCCCCAGCGACCUCGCCCUCUGGUGCGUCAAUGCCAAGAGUGAACUGCACGCCAAGCUUCAGGUGGUGCUGGAGGCAGGGGGUCUGCCUCACAGCCCCCGCGUGGACGCUUGUCAGCGCUGCUGGGCGCGGACGUCAGCGCUGCUCAGCGGCGCCGUCCAGCUGCUGCACGCCGCCUGGACGACGCGCGUCGUCAGCUCAGCGCCCACUGGACGGCUGGACCAGCCCGUCCUGCGCUGGAUCACACGCGACAACAAGCACUUCCUUGCGCCCAACUUUGACCCGGACGUGGCGCGAUGCCUGCAGGAGGCGCGGGUGUGGCGCAGCCUGGGCCAGCGUCUGCCUGACGCGGUCGCCUGCUUGGACGAGACGGCGCUGCAGCUCGCGCGCAAGCAGGUGGAAGAUGCGGCAGAGCAUUUCAAUGCCAUCAUGAGCCGUGUGUCUCAGGACGAGAUUUGGCUUUUCGACUAUUCUAUUCAAUUGGUAGUAGCUGCAUUGUUUGUACCACUCACAUCCCUCACUUGGAACCAUCGAAGUGGUAUUCCUAAAGCUCUUCGUCUCAGUUCCACGGCCGUGACUCAGUUCUCUGAUCUUCUUGAAGAAUACAUCAGGUUCAACGAAAAAUUUUACCAGCGAGUGGCCGAAAUCAGAACGAUGCUUCUAUACAAGAAAGAAGACGAGCUUCUGUUGACUGAUGAUGAAUUCAUUAAAGACUUCUUGAAGCAAAUAAACGCGAUGAUCACUCACGUUAGAAAUAUCGCUGGAGAGGUCGAGAAUGAUCUGCACGCGUUGUAUGCUAAAAUUAUCAAUGACGAUGCAACGCAGAGAUCUAAAGCAUCGUGGAGUGCAUACGUGCAAAAAGUCGAUGACAUGUUCCUGGCAGGACAGAAAGAAAUGCUCAAAAACACCAUGAUUUACCUGGAAAAGAUGCUAGUUCCAUCCGAAAGCUUUGGUCGACCUGACGCGCCGUUAUUUAACCUCAGAAUUAAGCUUAUCAAAGGCAAGAUCACAACAUGUCCGUUGAUUGACAAUCUUUGGCAAACCAUCACACAUGCGACCAAGUCUUCCAUCACCGAGGAUGAUUUCAAACUCAAAGUUCAACUAAGCGAGUACAAGAAACAACUUUCAGUGAAAGCCGAGGAAUUGAAAUUCAAAUUUGAUGGUGUGGAGGAAACACUAAAACAAGAGUUCCCUCGAACCAUGCAGAAGGAUCACAAGAAAGCGCUGGACUUGUGUCUCACUUUGGACAAGUUUGUGGAACUUGCAGUAUCAGGACUUCAACCUUUGGAAGUUGGUCAGGCCAACAAAUGGGGAAAACUCCUCGACCAAAACGCCCUCUUCAACUCGCUCACAGCUGUUGGCCGAAACUUAUUUUUUUUUUGGUUUGUUUGUUCCAGUUACCUUCAGGUUCAGGUAUCAGGUCCUCAUCGAGUGGCUCUAUGCUUUGCUUUGGCGUUGUGGUACCAAGUCCAUCUUGAAUGCGUUAACCUAUCACAAAUAAAGGUCUUCUCAACCGAACGCACAUCCAGUGGUGUUAUCUCUCCACUAUUGUGGCUUGGCGACGAAAAAUGGUCCAAAAUCUUGCAUCUUGAAAAACUAACUGAAUUUAAAAGCUUGGCAGCUAAUAUCCACACAAAUCCAAGCGCUUGGUUUCAUUGGUAUACGUCAGAUUACGCCGAAACUCGUCCUAUGCCUGAUCCGUUCGAUAAGAAACUCGUCGCUUUCUCUAAGUUACUGGUGCUGGCGAAGCUUAGACCCGAUCGCCUUUUAGAAGCUGCGGAAAAUUUUUCAUUUAAAAUUUUCAAAGCUAAUAGCAGCGUUACCACAGAUACCAUCCAAAGAGCCGUUCUCAAUUGCCAGAAAUCGACAGCAAUCUAUCUUUCUUUACCUAACGACCUCGAGCUGAGGAGUUACUUCCGGCAACUCUUCACACUUUGCUACCCACUAGCUGAGCUGACAAAUUCAUCAAUCCUGAUUCAUCAUCUUGCUGCAGAGCGCUUGAGGUUGAUAACAGAUAACAUUCGUAGUGCCUCUUGUAAAGGACAAUGGGUAAUUUUGUGGUGCGAAAGAUAUUCUGAUCUCGAAAUAGAACAGAUUCUGAGUAUUCUCGGAGAGGCAGAGAUCUCCAGAAGCCAUAAGAGGUUCCAAACUUGGUUUGCAUCAUCGGACCAUGAUAUUGCUCGAGGAGAAGUUCUUUCGAAACUACUCCGAUUUAGUAUCUCGAAAGCAGAAUCUAUCAGAGGCUGUGUAGUAGAGCACUUCUCCUUACUGGGAGAUGGGAAGCUUGCGAUGUACACAACUGAUGAAUCCAAGUGGUACUUACUCGCUCAGACUUUGUGUCACUUGUCGAUGAAGGCUCGUCAAGAAUUUGAAGAAGAAAACUUUCUACAAAACAUAGCUGAUGCGCACUGGUGGGAAGCUGAAGCUAUUGUUAGGUCAUUAGUUACUACUGAAAAUAUGGUUCUUCCUUCCUCAUUGAUUGAAAAACUCGAGCAGGUGUACGCUCCGACAGUAGUAACGCCAAUGAUGAAAAUCGUCAUUCAGCGUUUGUUAGAAACUUUUUUUGUGGAUGCGAGUCGUAUUCCUGAAAGGAUUCCGUCGUUCACUCACUAUUCUGUGCCUACAGGGUUUACUUUGGACUUCCACAAGUCGAAUCUCGAAUUCAUCUACAAAGCUACGACUGACGUCCUCAGCUUUUGUUCGGCCAAAGCAAUCAACGAAGUCCAGAAUCAAGAAGCGGAAAUUUUGCUGAACACUGUACAAGAUCUUUUCGGCAUUAUUAGCUCUGACACUUGUAAACAUGAUGAAUUUCGGCGUGACAUUGUGAACAUCAUAACAACUUUAGAUAAACAGCGCCUCAGCGCAACGAAUCCAAUGUUUGAUGUUCUGCUACAAGAAUUAACUAAUUACAAGCGGAGAGCCCGAAUUAUAUUGCAGGCCCUAGAAUUGAGGUCUUCUACCAAAGAUAUUUUGAAAUUAAUAAAUGAAUUACUGCACAGAUCUUCAUCGGAACGAGACAAAAUGAAAGGAAACUUGAAUAACAUCUUAUACAAGCGACUGAAUCAAUUCAAGGAAAGUGGUCACUACCUCGAUGGCUUAGCACUAACCAGAGUCCCGUUGACGAGGCUAGACCUACGUCAUUUCUCCAAUCCACUCCCCGCCUUUUCGAGACUUAUUCAAAACGUCUAUCCGGACCUUCUGGCGCGCGAAAAAGACGCCCAUUUUAUCAUGGACUUGAUAUACGUGCCCCAAGAAUUUCGUACAGAUGAUGUAACGCCACCAAAUUGCAUUGCUCUCGACAACAUGUGCAUUCUGAACGCAACUUUGGAUGUUCAAGAAGAAGUUUUAACAUUUCCAGAUAAAGCGUCCGUGCUGAAAAGCAGUGAAGUAACCAGUCUGUUCGUCGCUCCGCGGAUUUCCGAAGUUGGUAUCAAUAUCAAUACAAAGUCAGAUUCUUGGUGUGAAAUUCCGGUUUACUUGACAGACAGCCUCGCAUCUGAUCCGGCGCUAUACCUCUUGAUGCCCUCAUCUAUAUCGACAAAAUUAUUGACACUACACAGAGUCCGCGUCUGCAUACGAUGAAUCUCACACGCAAAAAGUGCGGGACCGUGCGGCGCACAUGAAUUUCAGAGGUGGGCAGUAGUGCGCUGCAUGUAGCGGU
Molecule: messenger RNA, 4510 nt
Organism: Hyalella azteca
Lineage: Eukaryota; Metazoa; Arthropoda; Malacostraca; Amphipoda; Hyalellidae
Exons: 13
Coding region: 1-4431 (1476 amino acids)
Source: RefSeq, a predicted model, not a curated record